AUGCCUCAGCAGUCGCCCUACCAGAUUGACAUCCCGGCCACUGAUAUACUCUCCUAUGUCUACCCCGANGGAAAGGAACCUUAUGACAAGCCAAUAUGGAUCGAUGCCGACGAUACUGGAAACUCCCUGUCACCCAAACAAGCCUUGGUCUGGAUCAAGAGGCUUGGCUUGGGUCUCGAGAAUCUCAACAUUGGCCGGAACGAAGUAGUCAUGAUGUUUUCUACCAACCAUAUAUUCUGUCCAGUCGCUUAUCUGGGUGUCGCUGGAAGCGGUCGCGUAUUCAGCGGUUGUAACCCUGCCUAUACUGUCAAAGAGAUUGCUUUCCAGAUCACCAAUACUGGGGCCAAGAUCAUUCUGGUUGAUCCUAGUUUACUAAACAAUCUCCUCAAGGCUGCAGACCAAGUCAAAUUCCCUCGUGACAACAUCUUCCUCUUCUUGGACAAACCAUGCAAAGCUCAACAAGGUAUCAAGGACUGGAGCUCUUUUCUUCCUACUCAAGAGGCUGCAGAGAGCUGGCGAUGGCACCACAUGUCAGAAGCAACCAGAGAGAUUUCUAGGUUUCCUGCCACUAAAGANUACCACGCCUACGGACAGCUAUGGUCGAUCACUGCCGCCGCGAUUACACAGACGCCUUGCUACUACAUGCGAGCCUUCAAUUUCGAACCUUUCCUAUCGCAUAUCCAGCGGCACCGUAUUACUCACAUCCAAACAGCGCCUCCAGUUCUGGUCAUGUUGGCCAAGCGACCAGAGACCAAGAAGUACGACUUAUCAUCGCUAGUCAACAUUCUCUGCGGUGCCGCGCCCCUCAGCAAGGAAUUGCAGAACGAGGUCAGCACAAAGUUCAAUCUCAAAGUCGUUCAGACAUGGGGCAUGACCGAAGUGACUUGCUCAUGUUUACAUGUUCCUGGCGGAAUGGACGAUCGCAGCGGAAGUGUUGGCCUAGUCGACCCAAACUCGACCAUCAAACUCAUCGACGAAAGCGGAAAUGAAGUCACCAAACCAGGCCAACGAGGAGAAAUCUUUGUGCGCGGUCCAAACGUAUGUAUAUUCCUUGCCUUCACACAAAUCCCUACUAAUCGCGCCUCCAAANNGAUCACCCACCUAGGCUAUUGGAAAAACGACAGCGCCACAAAAGCCUCCUUCGACAGCGACGGCUUCCUCAAAACCGGCGACGUGGCCAUCUACGACGAAAAAGGCUGGUUCUGGAUCGUCGACCGCGCAAAGGAAAUCUUCAAAGUCAAUGGCUUCCAAGUCGCCCCCGCCGAACUCGAAGCCGUAUUGCUCGAAAACGACGACAUUGCCGAUGCUGCCGUGUGCGCGCUCAACAAAGAUCAUGAGGAUUUGCCUAGAGCGUAUGUGGUGCUGAAGGAGACGGCUAGAGGCAAGGUCAGAGAGAAGGAUGUGGUGGAGUGGAUAGCAUCAAAGGUUGCCAAGCACAAGAGGCUUUCUGGGGGUGUCAAGUUUAUUGAUGAGGUGCCCAAGAGUCCGAGUGGAAAGAUCCAGAGGGUUGUGUUGCGUGAGUGGGCAAAGAGGGAUGCAGACCAAGGCACAGAGAUAAAGGCUAGAUUGUAG
Messenger RNA from Aureobasidium vineae, 1572 nucleotides. The record is from the annotation of a GenBank genome assembly. Lineage: Eukaryota; Fungi; Ascomycota; Dothideomycetes; Dothideales; Saccotheciaceae.